Messenger RNA from Miniopterus natalensis, 2195 nucleotides. Lineage: Eukaryota; Metazoa; Chordata; Mammalia; Chiroptera; Miniopteridae. The record is from RefSeq and is a predicted model, not a curated record.
UUUUUUUUUUAUUUUUCCUUUCUGUCUUACUUUUGAAUGAACUGGUUUCUUGGCUGGAUGAUUCAACUUCUUCCCUGGCUGUGAACUUUUCUCCCCGGUCGUUUCCUUUGACAACGGCAGGGGAAAGUGCGCGUUGUUUCGAGGCGAGCCGCGAAGUUGCCUGCGCGUGGCCGUGUGCGUAGGAGUGCGCGCGUGGGUAACUCCGGCGGCCGGGCGUGCGUCGGGCUGCGCCGCGCUGCGGUGCCGCCUCGGAAGGCCCGCUCCACCUGCUGCGGUUACUCGGUGAUCCAGGGUGUUGCCGCGUCCUGGUGGUUACCCGGCCGGCGCGGGGGCGACGCUGGAGGAGGAUCGGCUCGCUGCUGCCCUGGUCUGGGGCUGACUCACGGAGUCCAUGUAGACAGCGGCUGGCUUCGGCAGAGUGCGUGUCUGCGCGCGUGCGACUCGGCGGCUGUUCCACUCCCACCAAACCACAGGAUCAGCCGCAAACUUAACCAACAUCCCCAAACCCGAGUGCUCAGAUGUGGAGAGCUGUACCCUGAGUGUCAUCGACUUGGACUUUUUUUUUUUUAAGAUUAGCUUUUCUUUAAAAAGCUUAGUUCUCUGAACUGAGCAUUUUGCCAGAACUUAUUGAGAGACCAUGACAAGUAUUUCUAACGCAGCCCUUCUCCAACUACUGAAGCUGAUUUUCAAGGCUACUUAAAAAAAAAAAUCUGCAGCGAACAUUAAUGGAUUUCUGUUGUGUUUAAAUUCUCUACAGAUUGAAUUGUAAAUAUUUUAUGAAGUGGAGAAUAUGUAUAUAUAUUUAUAUGUGUAUAUGUAUGCACAUACAUUAGUAGCACGACCUUUGGAAGUCGCCGGUCUUGCUUUUGAGGACUGAAGCCAGUUUUGCAUGAGAACUGGCGAUGUUCAUGGACGACAACCCUGUAUUUUCUGUCGCGCUGGGACUUUAGACAAAACUCACCUGGAAAAACUGACAGGCGACUAAUUAACUACUGGAACUUCCAAAUUAUGUGUUUGCCGGCCCUUUUUCUCUCCGUAUACAUAUUUUAGGAAGUGUAUGGGAAUUUUGCUUCCCGGAACUUUUGUGACAGCCAAAGACUGAGCUUAAACUCAAAGCAAGGCUCGGAAGAUAGUCUCCCUGGGCAUCUGGCUUUGGAUUCUGGGCGCCCACUUUGUAAAGCACUAAGCGAGCGGUCGGAUGCUGGGAGCCCUGCCGGGGUCUGAGGCCCAUCGGCGUAACCUGACCGGUCCGGCCCCUGGACAGUUAGUGACUAAGCCCCCUCCCGCAGCCCCCCGCAGCAGUAAAGGCCCCUGAACUUGUAUGUUGGUCUCCGGGGAGCUGCUGGCUGAAGAUCCGCGCCCCUGUCGCCCUCUGGUAGGAGCUGUUUGCAGGGUCCUAACUCAAUCGGCUUGUUGUGAUGCGUAUCCCCGUAGAUGCCAGCACGAGCCGCCGCUUCACGCCGCCUUCCACCGCGCUGAGCCCGGGCAAGAUGAGCGAGGCGCUGCCGCUGGGCGCCCCGGACGCCGGCGCCGCGCUGGCCGGCAAGCUGAGGAGCGGCGACCGCAGCAUGGUGGAGGUGGUGGCCCUGGGGGACGUUCCAGAUGGUACCCUGGUCACCGUGAUGGCCGGCAAUGAUGAGAACUACUCGGCCGAGCUGAGAAAUGCGACCGCGGCCAUGAAGAACCAAGUCGCGAGAUUCAACGACCUCAGGUUUGUCGGUCGGAGUGGAAGAGGGAAGAGCUUCACUCUGACUAUCACCGUCUUCACAAACCCACCGCAAGUCGCCACCUACCACAGAGCCAUCAAGAUCACCGUGGAUGGACCCCGAGAACCUCGAAGACAUCGUCAGAAACUAGACGAUCAGACCAAGCCCGGGGGCUUGUCUUUUUCCGAGCGGCUCAGUGAGCUGGAGCAGCUGCGGCGCACGGCCAUGAGGGUCAGCCCACACCACCCGGCCCCCACACCCAACCCUCGGGCCUCCUUGAACCACUCCACUGCCUUUAACCCGCAGCCUCAGAGUCAGAUGCAGGGAGCUGGGCUGUUUGAUGUUUGCUGUAGCUGGAGGCGCCAGAAGCUUCAGAUUCCUCCAGCGUCCCUGUUUCUGUCUGUGCCGUUGCCCUUGGGCUUCCCUAAGCUCUUCCUUAAAGAGCUCUGUAGCUCUUCCUGCUGUCACACGGGACCCAUGAGAACCUGG